AUGCUGCCUUUGGAGAGGGUGUUAGCCUCCCCUAGAAGCUCCCCACCUCAACCAGAACCAUCUACUCUGAGGUCAGAAGAUAUAGCCCAACAGGAAGAACCUAGCCAGCAGGAGGAACCCAGCCAGGGGGAAGGACUCGUUAAGCAACAAGAACCUAGCCGGCAGGAGGAAUGCAGGAGGCAUCAUGAACUCAUCCAGAAAGAAGAACCCACCCAGCUGCUGGAACCUAGUCAGAGGGAUGAGCCCAGCCAGAGGGAAAAAUUCAGCAAGCAGGAUAAUCCUCCUAACCAGGGGGAAGAACUCAGUGAGCAGCAAGAAUCUAGUCAUCAGGAUGAGCCCAGUCAAGAGGAAGAAUCUAUUCAAGUGCAAGAACCCAGCCAGUGGGAAGAACCUGGCCAGAAGGAUGUGCCCAUGCAGCAGGAAGAACCUGUGCAGCAGGAUGAGCCCAGCCAAUGGGAAGAACCCAUGCAGCAAGAUGAACCCGUACAGCAGGAUGAACUCAUGCAGCAGGCAGAGCCCAUUGAGCAGGAUAAACCCAUCUACCAGGAAGAACUAAUCCAUCAGGAGGGACACAUUGGGCAGGAUAAGCUUAUCCAACAGGAAGAGCUCAUCCAGCAGGAGGAACCCAUUGAGCAGGAUAAGCCCAUCCAACAGGAAGAACUCAUCCAGCAGGAGGAGCCCAUUGAGCAGGAUAAGCCCAUCCAACAGGAAGAGCUCAUCCAGCAGGAGGAGCCCAUUGAGCAGGAUAAGCCCAUCCAACAGGAAGAACUCAUCCAGCAGGAGGAGCCAAUUCAGCAGGUAGGGUUCAGUGAACAGGAGGAACCCAGCCAACAGAACGAGCCUAGCCAGAGAGAUCAACCUAGCCAACAGGAGGAACCCAGCCAACAGAAAGAGCCUAGCCAGAAGGAUCCACCUAGCCAGCAGGAGGAACCCAGCCAACAGAAAGAACCUAGCCAGAACGAUCAACCUAGCCAGCAGGAGGAACCCAGCCAACGGAAAGAACCUAGCCAGAACGAUCAACCUAGCCAGAAGGAGGAACCCAGUCACCAGAAAGAGCCUAGCCAGAACGAUCAACCUAGCCAGCAGGAGGAACCCAGCCAACAGAAAGAACCUAGCCAGAACGAUCAACCUAGCCAGCAGGAGGAACCCAGCCAACGGAAAGAGCCUAGCCAGAAGGAUCAACCUAGCCAGCAGGAGGAACCCAGUCACCAGAAAGAGCCUAGCCAGAAGGAUCAAUCCAACCAACAGGUGGAACUCAGCCAACAGGGAGAUCCUAGCCAGCAGGAGGAACCCAGCCAACUGGAAGAACCUACUCAGAAGGAUCAAUCCAACCAACAGGAACAGCAGAAGGAAACAGAAACCAUCACUGAAAGAUCUGCUGCUGACCUUGAGUGUUCCCGCCUGCGCUUUCGGGAGUUUGUCUACCAGGAGGCAGCUGGGCCUCACCAGACUUUGGCCAAGCUUCAUGAGCUAUGCCGCCAAUGGCUGAGGCCUGAGGCCUGCUCCAAAGAGCAGAUCCUGGAGCUGCUCGUUCUGGAGCAGUUCCUGGGCAUCUUGCCAGACAGGGUCCGUCCCUGGGUGGUAGCCCAGUAUCCUGAGAAUUGCAAGAAAGCUGCCUCCCUGGUGGAGGGUCUCUCUGACAUCCUGGAGGAGCCAGGAAUGAUGUUGUGUUCCCCGGGUGGGUCAUCGUCGUCAUUCAGCGAGGGAGACUAUGAGAGGUGUCCUGAGCCUCUGCUUCUACCAUGUGGGUUGCUAAGUCCCAACAGAAACUUAAGACCUAGGGACAUCCUGGUGCGCCGUGAUACUUCUCCCCUUCUUCCAUCCUGGCCUACUCUGGAAUCUGUGCAUUUGGAUCGAGAGCAUACAGAGGGAGAAAAGAGUGAAGAGGCCAGCUCUACCGCAGCUGAACUGAAGGAGCCUCUACAGUCGGAAUGGGACCACCUGGAUCCCACAGAGGAUAACCUGAUGAAUUACAGCAGGCUGCUCCUGUGGGAGUGUCAGCUUUCCCAGACUGGUCCAUCUUCCAUGCUGGAGGCGGAGGAACCUUGUGCGGUGGAAGAACUGCCAGACAGCACCAGGCACCAGGAAAGCAAAGGAAAUGUGUGUGAGGAAGUCUCCUUGGGGGAAACACUGAUGGAGAAUCUUUCAGGGGAUGUUCCUGUUAGCUCUUCGAUAGAUACUGCCCUGGAGGAGGAACAGCAGCCUCAGAAGGCUCUGGAUUCUGAGGAUGAGGGUUCAAGCCCUACCAGUCCCCAGAGGCAAUCAGUCAUCCAGGAGUCAGCCCAGGACAAGGAUAGGCCACGUCAAGGCACUGGGACAAAGAGGCCCCAUCCAGACGAUGAGGAUGAAGAGGACUCUGAGUGUCUUCCCAGCACCAGCGGCUACCAGCUACCAUUUGAUGCAGGGAAGGUGCUUCAUGUGGAUGGUCAUAAUUCUGGGCAGGAUCCAGGAACUUCUGCUGGGGGAUGCUCUGCAGCUGAUGAGUUUGAUGCAUCUCAAGGGAAGCCCUACACAUGCAGUGAAUGUGGUGAGGCCUUUGCAUGGAUCUCAAACCUCAUGGAGCAUCACAAGAGUCAUGGCAGUGAGACAUGCUACGUGAGCCAGAGCUGCUAGGAACCCUUCCAGGUCAGCUUGGUUGUGGCCAAGCACUACAAGAGUCACAUGCCAAAAAACAAAACAGAGCCACACCCAGAGUCCUUCCCUGUCAGAAGCAAAACUCACUGGUGGGAGGAUUGGUGGCUUCUACUAUGUGGGUGGUUUUCUUUAUACAACCUGAGGUGUAAGACAACUCUGCUAUGACUGUCCCAUGACAUGGCAGUUGUAGCAUGAGUGACCUUAAGGCUCAUGUGUGGUAGUGGAUUCUUGUGGUAUUUCUACAGGCACAUCUGUGUUUAUUUUCUGAAUGCUAACGUGCUGAAAACAGCUGGAAAGGGGCAGGGCCCUCAUCUUAGAAACACACUUUGGUCUGUAAACCACCAGAUGUGAGGGAAGACGCCAUUUCUGUAGUAUUUUAAUAGCACAUAUACUCUGGUCAUUUGACAUUGUGUACAAAGUGUUGAGUAGCCUUAAAGUAUGUGAUCUAUUGGCACUUUCUUGAGCCCUCCUUGCCUCAGUUGCUUCUCCUUGAGCUACCUGUUUGUUCACACAUAGUCCUUGCCAUCUAUUCUGGCCUUUUUGUAAGUAUGUGAUGCCGGGUUUACUUCUCAAUACUUAAGAGCAAAAGCUGUUUCUUACUUCAAGUCAUGACUUCAUAUAUGGAAUGGCUUACAAAUAUCACAAACUAUGCGAUUUCAGACUGGGUUUCAGCCCAUUAGUGAAUUGUGAGGUCCAGUCAGUGGAUGGCCACUGGUAUUACAAAGCAAUGAAGUGGAAUAAAAGUAGAUCAGAAUCCAUCAUGUAGUAAAGGCAAGUAUUGUUUUGUGAAACUUCUCCACUGAGUAGCUGAGAGCUGGCUACCACAUUAAAUGUGUUUGUUAAGGGGUACAAGCAUACAGGUUGGAGGAACGAUCUGUAUCUGAGCUGAGAGAACCAAAUGUGGCCUACAUAGGUGAUCUUGUGGUUUUGCUUUUAACUUAAGAUUACAAUAUUGUUUCUGUUGCCUGACUGUAAAUGUAAUUGCCCUUCAGGCACAGAAAGGGUGUCUUUUUCUGUCAGUGUUUGAGCAGGCAGUUGGUGUAACCCCCAAAUCAGAGGCUUACCAUAAUAAAGUAUUUAUUUCUUCAUUCAUA
Messenger RNA from Grammomys surdaster, 3728 nucleotides. RefSeq names its product zinc finger and SCAN domain containing 18 (gene Zscan18). NCBI's taxonomy places the organism in Eukaryota, Metazoa, Chordata, Mammalia, Rodentia, Muridae. The transcript is spliced from 6 exons. The coding region runs from base 1 to 2613 and encodes 870 amino acids. The record is from RefSeq and is a predicted model, not a curated record.